Messenger RNA from Triticum turgidum subsp. durum (durum wheat), 1563 nucleotides. The record is from the annotation of a GenBank genome assembly. NCBI's taxonomy places the organism in Eukaryota, Viridiplantae, Streptophyta, Magnoliopsida, Poales, Poaceae.
AUGGCGCAACAAGAUCAAGACGUCAUGUACUACAACAAUUACCUCUUCCUCCUGCUGCCCAUGGUCCUGCUCCUCAUCGUCAAGUUCAGGCUGCCGCGCAAGCACGGGGGCAAGAACCUGCCCCCGGGGCCAUGGCGGCUGCCAGUCAUCGGCAGCCUGCACCACCUCGUCGGCGCGCUAGCGCUACCACACCGCGCCCUGCGUGACCUCGCCCGUGCGUACGACGCCCCGCUCAUGCUGCUCCAUCUAGGAGAGCUGGAGGUCACCGUGGCUUCGUCAGCCGGCGCGGCAAGCGAGAUCAUGAAAACCCACGACGCGGCAUUCGCCACACGGCCGCGGACCGCCACCAUGCGCGCGCUCACGAGGGACGGCCUCGGCAUCGCCUUCGCGCCUCACGGUGAGCACUGGCGGCAGGCCCGGAAGCUCAGCACAACCGGGCUGCUCGGCGCGCGGCAGGUCCGGUCCCAACGGGGAGCACGCGAGGUCGAGACAGCCGCCCUGGUGGCCACUGUUGCGUCGUUGUCGUCGGCGUCAGGGCCCAUGAACGUCAGCUUCCUCCUCUCCGCCUACAUCACAGACGUGGUGACGCGCACGGUGCUGGGCCACCGCAUCGGGGCUCUCCGCGACGAGUUCUUGGAGCGCCUCGACGAGGGCGUCAAGCUGGUCGUCGGGUUCAGUCUCGCAGACCUGUUCCCAUCGUCGCGCCUUGCGCGCGCAUUCAGCGGGGCGUUGCGCCGCGCGGAGCUGCUCAGCCGCGAGAUGAGCCAGCUCAUGGACCGCAUCACCGAGGAGCACCGUGCGAGGAGGAUGUCAGCCGGCACCAGGGACGAGGAAGAGGACCUCCUGGACGUGCUACUCCGGAUCCAAGCGGAUGGUGGCAUCGACGGGCCUCUCGACAACAGAACCAUCCGUGCCAUAAUCACCGAUAUGUUUGCGGCAGGGAGUGAGUCCACAUCGACAACGAUAGAAUGGGCGAUGGCGGAGCUCAUGCGAGCCCCCGCUGCGCUCCUGAGGGCACAGUCGGAGGUGCGCGGCACCUUCGCCGGAGAGAGCCGGGUCCGUGAGGAGGCCCUGCCGGAGCUGCACUAUCUACAUCUAGUAAUCAAAGAGACCCUCCGUCUACACCCGGUGGCGCCGCUGCUCCUCCCCCGGGAGUGCCUAGAGCCCCGACGUGUUCUUGGUUACGAUGUGCCCAAGGGCGUCAUGGUGCUCAUUAACGCAUGGGCGAUCGGCCGGGACACGGCGAGCUGGGGCGCCGACGCCGAGGAGUUCAGGCCCGAGAAGUUCGAGGAGGCCGGUGCCGCGGCGCCGGACUUUAGGGGAACCAACUUCGAGUUUGUGCCCUUCGGCGCCGGCCGGAGGAUGUGCCCUGGGAUAACGUUCGGGUUGGCUGUCCUGGAGCUUGCGCUGGCGAGCCUUCUGUUCCAUUUCGACUGGGAGCUCCCUGCCGGCAGCUCGGGCGAGCUGGACAUGGCGGAGGCUGUCGGGGCGGCGGUGAGGAGGAUGAGCGACCUGCGGCUGCAUGCCACCGUUCGUGUGCCCGUGCCUGGUCCUACUCUAUAG